GAAAGGCUUACACAGGCAGGGGAGGAAACAUGUCAUGAGAGGUGAUGACACAGCCACGGAGACAUAUCCACAUCCCUGCUGACUCCCAAGUUCGCUGCACGCCGCCGCUUCUGCUGCUGCUGCUGUUACUGCGUCCCACAGAGGAGAGAGAGAGCCAAAGAUAGCCUCCGAGAUCUCCCCCUACCUCUCUCUCUUCCUCUCUUUUUCACUUUGUUUGUGGAUGAUGGGAUUUUAAUCAUGUGGAAGACAGCUGAGCGGCUCUUCUGGAUUUCGCUGACGUUGCGCCUGGUCCCGCCUGGCCUCCUCUGAGCAGGAUGGACACUCUGGAGUCAGAGCUGACCUGCCCAAUCUGCCUGGAGCUCUUUGAAGACCCACUACUGCUCCCCUGUGCCCACAGCCUGUGCUUCGGCUGCGCCCAUCGCAUCCUCAUUUCCCACUGUGCAACCAACGAAUCUGUUCAGAGCAUCGGCGCCUUCCAGUGCCCAACCUGUAGAUAUGUCAUUUCCCUGAGUCCGGAGCGUGGAUUAGAAGGACUUAAGAGGAACGUGACCUUGCAAAACAUUAUUGAUAGAGUUCAGCGGGCCUCAUCUUCAGCUGGGGUGCCUCUACCGCUGCCACUGCCUGCGCCCCACAGUGGGCCCAACUCUCCCGGAGAAGAAGGGAGCAACCGCUUGGCGCUGGUCCCAGUCAGCGCUGCCAUGUCUAGUCCGGGCACACCUCCUGAACCGGUCCAGUGCCAGUUCUGCGAACAGGACCCGCCGCAGGACGCAGUCAAAACGUGUGUGACAUGUGAGGUGUCGUACUGCGAGGAGUGCCUCCGAGCGACGCACCCAAACAAGAAGCCGUUUACCGGCCACCGGCUCAUCGAGCCCAUGCCAGACUCCCACCUCAGAGGGCUCCAGUGCCUGGAGCACGAGGAGGAGAAGGUGAACAUGUACUGUGUCACUGAUGACCAGCUGAUCUGCUCGCUGUGCAAGCUGGUGGGAAGGCACAGAGACCACCAGGUGGCAGCACUGAGCGACCGCUAUGAAAAACUCAGGCAAGCUCUGGACUCCAACCUGAGCAAUUUGAUCAAGAGGAACAAUGAGCUGGAGUCUCUUAUGGGGAAACUGAUCCAGACUUGUCAGCAUGUAGAGGUGAACGCGUCCCGCCAGGAGGGCAAGCUCCUGGAGGAGUGUGAUGUCCUGAUUGACAUUAUUCAGCAGAGGAGGCAGAUCAUUGGCAACAAGAUCAAGGAGGGGAAGGCACAAAGGAUUCGGAAGCUCGCCCAACAGAUCUCCAACUGCAAGCAGUGCAUCGAGAGGUCCACCGCCCUCAUCACGCAGGCUGAUCAGACACUGAAAGAAACCGAUCACGCUCGCUUCCUGCAGACUGCCAAGAGCAUCAAUGAGAGGGUUUCCAUGGCAACUGCAUCGACCCAAGUGCUGAUCCCUGAGAUACACCUAACGGAUACCUUCGACACUGUUGCCCUGGACUUCACCAGAGAGAAGAAGUUGCUGGAGAAUCUGGAUUACCUGACGGCUCCGAGUGCUCCGUGCAUAAGGGAGGAGUUGUGCACAGCUUCCUAUGACACCAUCUCUGUCCACUGGACGUCUGAUGAUGAGUUCACAGUGGUGUCCUACGAGCUCCAGUACGCCAUCUUCACUGGACAGUCCAACAUUGCAAGUCUGUGUAACUCACUGGAGAGCUGGAUGAUUGUUCCCAACAUCAAGCAGAACCACUACACGGUGCACGGUCUGCAGAGUGGCACCAAGUAUAUCUUUGUUGUCAAGGCCAUUAACCAAGCGGGGAGCAGGAGCAGUGAGCCGGGGACUCUGAAGACCAACAGCCAGCCGUUCAAGCUGGACCCCAAAUCUGCUCACAAGAAGCUGAAGGUGUCCCACGACAACCUGACAGUCGAGCGGGAUGAAACUACAUCCAAGAAAGGCCACAGCCAGGAGCGUUUCUCCAGCCAGAACAGCUACGGUGUGGUUGGAAACGUCUACAUUGACAGCGGUCGUCACUACUGGGAGGCUUUAAUUGGAGGGAGCACAUGGUACGCUGUGGGUAUAGCCUACAAAUCAGCCCCCAAGCACGAGUGGAUCGGCAAGAACUCGGCCUCCUGGGUGCUGUGCCGCUGCAACAACUCCUGGGUGGUCCGCCACAACAGCAAAGAGCUGGCCAUCGAGCCCUCGCCCCACCUGCGGCGCGUCGGUGUCCUGUUGGACUACGACGCUGGUUACGUGACCUUCUAUGACGCUGUGGGCUCCCAGCACCUGCACACGUUCCACGUCUCCUUCGUCCAGCCCGUGUGCCCCGUGUUCAAUGUGUGGAAUAAGUGUUUGACGAUUCUCACUGGUCUACCCAUCCCUGAUCAUCUGGAGGGACUGGAGCCCGACAACUGAAAACUACGGAUGGACAUGAAUAAAUCAGCAUGAACUGGUCUUAAUUAUUAUCUUAAAGCUGCACUGGGCAAAAUUUGUGAAAAUUAUACUCUUUGGACGGAGAACAAAAGGAGCUACAAGCACCCUGUCCUUAGAAAGCUGGACUUGGCAGUAGGGAUGGCACUUUCAGAUAAUUUUGCUGUUGAUAGCCCAACACCCAUUAACUGGUAACUAACCAUCUAUUUCUACAAAACAUAAAAUAGCAUUAAUAGCCUACAAGAGGCCUUUCCUCUUAGUCCACCGUUCCAUUGACACAAUGAGCUUUGGCACCACAUGUCGAUGCACUAUCCAUUUAGAGAGGGUGAAAUUUGAAUAUUUAGUGAUGUUGGCCAUGCUGACAGACACAGACAGGCUUUGCUGUGUUAACCCUCUGGUCACAGGUUGGUUCGCCUUGGCCUCUGCACUGCUACCACAUGAGGUGGGUGGGAAAUGGCUAGCGGCGCUGCUAAUUUAAGAUUACCAAUGGUUCUGCUGCUAUGGAAACAUGGUGGUAAUCCUUUCGGUCUACCUCCAAGAAGCCCCAGUGAGCAAGCAACUUAAGUUUGAAGUGCAAAACGUCUUUAGCAUUGUUAACCAUGUUAGCGCCACUAGCUGUGUUGACACUGCUUAUGGUGCUAACAGAGCUAAACCCCAGCCAACAUAUGAAUGUGGGGCCCAUGUGGGUAGUAAAUGGGCCCUAUGUGGGGCAUAUUAGCCCCAUGCCACUUGCCCACAUGACGGGUUUACCCAAGUGGGCCCCAGAUAAGACACCCACUUGGUACCCGUGUAGCCCUAGCAUAACACCACAUGGGGCAAUCGGCAUGGGGCCAAUACGGAACCCAUGGACAAUCCCACAUGGGGCCCAUUUUUAAGCCCAUUUGUUACCCACAUGGGCCCCACAUACAAGUGUUAGCUUAACAAUGCUAAAAAGGUUUGCAGCUCAAAAUCGAGCUGCUUACUCACCGAGGCAAUCUGGGAAGAGACCAGCGGGUGGGCACAAUGUUUCGACAGCAACACUGUUGCUGGGUCAGAGCGGCACCGCUAGCUAGCUCCUUACAGACCCAGGUGAUGCGAGGUGCAACACUUAGAGAGCAAAAUUGACCAAUAGACCGACAUGCGAAUCAAUGGCAUCGUCAUCCCUACUCGCCAGUGAUAUUUUCUUCCUUUCCCAUUUGGCUGUCUUUGCCAUCACAGACAACACUUACUGCUAUUAGUGCAAAAAUACCUAGUGCAGCUUUAACAAGCAAAGAAAAAAAAGAUGCCUGGAGUAUUGUCUUAUUAAGCUUUUCAAAAGUGAUUUUCAGUUGUUUACUAUGAUUUCUAAAAGCAAAUAUGGCGCCGCUUCAUGUCAUCUUUGACUCCUUGUGAAAAUCUUUUCUCGAUGGAUGACUAUGCUGGAGUCAAUCCAGAAAAAGAGGAGACAAAUGGACAGAGUUGAGCUAGAAAUUCCUACUCUAAGGCACUUUGGGCCACGAUGGGUGCAUUUGUACCACGGCAACAAGGAAACAAGCCACAAAUCAAUUUCUAAUUUUCUUUUCUUUUUUUUUACACCACCUUAUCAGAUAUAGCACUUUGAAAAUCCGUGCAAGUCCACACACACACACACACACACACACAUACUGCAUACACACCACCCCAACUUUAAUCAAUCAUGGUUGCUGGAGAGAGAGCAGAAUAACAGAUGUAUAUUUUGUAAAUUCAUCACAUACCUCCCCUUAUCUUUCCCUCUUCCAUUAAAAAGGAACCAAAGUAGCCAUUGCUGUCUGUUCAGAUGUCUUUACAUAAAUUUUACAUAAGUUAAUAAAUGCUGAAUUAUUUUUUAAAAGUAACAGAGAGGAAAUAGCAUUAUGCUAAUAUUAAAUACAAGAUUCCCUUAAAUGUAGACCUUGUUUUUGCACAUUUAUUCAACUUUUGUAGCUUAAAGAAUUAUUGCGGUGCAAUUAACAUGCAUUUGUGGGAAAGUGUUGUGUUCUGUUUGACUUAUUGUGUUAAUUACUUUUUUUGGCAGCCAGACACGUGCUGGCAUUAUGAUUUCAUGUGAUACAUUAUAUGGGAGUUGUGUUACAGCUGUAGCCCCAGGUUAUUAUUUGAGCUAAGGGGUGAAAAUGCACAUUUGGCUGUGAUAUUUUUCUCCACUUUUCUAUUAAACAAGCUGUUUAGUGAGACGUAUUUGUGCUGGCGUGCCAAUACUCACGAAACAUUCAUUUGCUUUUAACAAAGAGUGUCUUCCCAUUUUAAAAAAAAUAUUCAAUUUUACAUGUCGUUUUUUACACUGAGGUCUGAUCCCAUCGAAUCCACACGCUCUGAAAAGGUUAAAUCACACCGUCCUUCACUACAGUGUUAUUGAGACAGACAUGCACAGGGGGCUGUCCUCAGACUUGUUGCACAUUGAUGUCAAUGGGGUGCACAUCACUCUUUACUUCAGUCAUUGGCUCAAUCUUGAUUUGGAUUUUCCGGGACAAAACAGUCUAAAUGAGAUUCAGCCAUUGACACUCAAAGGUCAAGACCCGUACAACAAAACUUCAAGGGGAUAUUGUCAGUACUAUAUUAUUUGAUUCAAUACUAUUCUAUAUGU
Epinephelus moara (kelp grouper) is the source of this 4977-nucleotide messenger RNA. RefSeq names its product E3 ubiquitin-protein ligase Midline-1-like. Lineage: Eukaryota; Metazoa; Chordata; Actinopteri; Perciformes; Serranidae. Bases 315 to 2384 code for a protein of 689 amino acids. The transcript is spliced from 10 exons. Gene Ontology annotation, molecular function: zinc ion binding; protein binding. The record is from RefSeq and is a predicted model, not a curated record.